UGGAGUAGUUCCUUUCGCCAGAGCCGCUGGCCAAAGCUGCUGCGGUGCGCAUCAGAUGUCGGCCUUGCACUGGGGCAGGCAACGCCAAGUGCUGGGCUACCCCAGUUACCUGUCAAGACCCUGGGCCGGCUGCUGGCCCAGCCAGGUGCGCUGAACAGUGUUGACUUUGAGGCUGCAGUUUCCUUGGCCAUGGCCCAGGUGGAACACAUGGAUGGUAAGGAUUGCAUUCGAGUCCUUGGAGCCUUGGCGCAAGUGUCGCAGAAGCCAGAGCCAGCAGCUUUGCAAUCCUUGGGGGUCCAACUUUCGGAGCGCUUGGGAGACAUUUCCACCAGCGACAUGGCAGGGUUGGCUGAAAACCUUGCGGUGGUGAGCGCCCCGGUUGCUCCGGUCUUCGCACGCCUGUCCUUCGCUUUCAGCAAACGUGUCUCGGUUGCCAACCCCCGGCAACUCACCCAAGUGGCUUCGGCCUUUGCCAGGGCGCGCCUUGCAGAUCGGCGCCUGAUGCCGAGGUUGGCGCAAGGAGCACUGAAGCAGCUGCACCUUUUUUCACCGCAAGACCUUUCUGCCUUCAUGUCCUCAUUUGCAGCUCUUGGCCUUUGUCAUGAGCCUUUGCUCACAGGCUCAGCCAAGGUGGUCGUACAGCUUGGCCCUCGACUUUCAGCCAUGGAUUUGGCCCUGGUGGCAUUUUCGUAUGCUCAGUUCUUCUUGGUCUUUCCCAGUGUGGUCUCUUUGCUUCAGGAGCGGCUCCCCAGUUGUGCGCACGAAUUGCCCAAGGACCGACUGGCCGAACUCACAGUGUCCUGUGCCAGAUUGGAAGUGCGGCCCAAGGAGUUGCUGGCCACCUUUGCCAGGAACUUGGACUUGGUCAGUCUCAGUGAUGAGCUGUUUGGUCAAGUGCCCAAGUCCUUGUCCUCACUGGGCCUGGCUUCAUCUCCCAGCAUCCAGCAACAGCUGGAACAGGAGUGCCGGAAACGACUGGAUCAACACAACCGGAGUUUGGACGUUGGAGCUGCGAACACUGGAAGUCCCUGGUGGCUACUGGAUAUCUUGGAAUGCCUGGCUGGUGCAGCAGAUGAGUGCAGGUCAAGCCAGAGUGGCGUUGUCCCAUCCUUUUGGCAAACGACCUUCAAUGCCCUUUGCCCGGUGCUGGUGGGUCUAGUCUCCCAUCUCACAUCGACAGAAGCAGCGACGCUCUACCGUUCUCUGCGGCACCUUCCUCCAUCGCUUGUUCGCCCUGAGAAAAGUUCUCAGCUGCAUGAAGAACUGGCCCUGCGCUGUAUGGGUUUGGCAACUGUUGAGGCCUUUGAUUUCAUUCAACUGACCUCAGUUGUCUAUUCCCAGUUGUGUUUGUAUCCAGAGCUGUGCCUGUCAGAGCACGCGAACCCCAGCUGGACCGCUCUUAGUUCAAGUUGGAAGACUACAUCUGAAGCAUGGAAGCGUUUUGAAGGCCAUCAGCCUGAAGCGCAAGAUGCUCAAUCCCAGUUCCAGGUGUCCGUCCUCUCCAUGGCCUUUGGCCUCGAAAAGUCCCUGGUAGCGAGCCCGGAAUCCAGCCGCCAUCGUCCAGUGGCUCUGGAGCUACAGGAGCACAUUCGGGCCUGUGGCUGCGACGUCCAGGGUCCACAGUGGGAAGGGCCCUUCAAAAUCGACGCCGUGACUGAUGGCAUCUCAUUCUGCUUGAUGCCGGAAGAUGCUUAUUUCAAGAAGCUGUCUGGAAGCUUCAGCUCAGCCCAAGCACCACUGGAAGAAAACAAAUUGGAACUAUGUCAUGAGCGCGCUGCACAACUGUGGUUGCUGAACCUCGCUUCGCGGAAGGUUGUGCCCAUCGCGUUUGAGACCUGGCGUCGGUCAAGCGCCCAAGAGCGCCAACGAAUGAUCCAGCAGACCUUGAAGCCAACGGAGAGCCAGCUCGAUCAAAAAAGUUCAACUCAACGGCAAAUGCUCAUGUGCCUCAUAUGCUGA
Molecule: messenger RNA, 1959 nt
Organism: Cladocopium goreaui
Lineage: Eukaryota; Dinophyceae; Suessiales; Symbiodiniaceae
Source: the annotation of a GenBank genome assembly